AUGGAAGAGGUCACAUCGAUGGUGGCUGACCUGACGCGACAGUGCAAGGAGCUGGAGCAACACAACGCGCUGCUCGAGGUCGAACUGGCGCGCAAGCAGGCGUUCUGGCAGGAGCUUGGCCUGAUCAUGGCCGAAGACCAGGAGGAGCACGAGCGCGCGAUCAGGGCCACCCGCCGCAAGCUGCGGCGGCUCAAGCGCCGCCUGGCCGAGCGGCAGCGGUUCGCCGACGCCCAGCGCGAAGCGGCCCAAGGCCGGGUGGUCCUCGACGUCGGCGGCACCCGGUUCACCACCACCCUCUCCACCCUGGGCGAUUCCGUGCUCGCCGCCCUCUUCUACGGCCGGCAGGACCUCGACGAAACCGUGGAUGACGACGGCGCAGUGUUCAUCGACCGAGACCCGCAGGCCUUCGCCCACAUCCUUCAGUGGCUGCGCACCGGGGUCGUGCCGCUGGUGCACGACGCGGCCCAGAGGAAGACCUUGAUAUUGGAGGCGGUGCACUACGGACUGGACCAGCUUACGAGCGAGCUGGAGCUGCAGGCGAAGCAUGAAGAAGAAGUAGAUAAUGAGAAGCAAAAACAACAGAAGAAGAAGAGGCGAGGAAAGAGUAGGAGGAAGGUGGGGUGGGUCAAGGUGACGAACGCGCAGUUUCUGGACCUCGUCAACCGACCGCCUCACGGCGGGCUCAAGUUCAACGGGUGCGACCUGCGCGGCUUCGACUUCCACGCGAUGCACCUGCGACGCGCCAACUUCCACCGGUGCGACCUGACCGGCGUCGACCUCCGCCACGCCAAGCUGAACGGCGCCUGCCUGGUCGAGUGUUGCCUGCGCGACGCCAAUCUCUCUGGAGCGGUGCUGUCUGGCGUAGACCUCACGGACGCAGAUUGCCGACGUGCAGACCUGACGAACGCCGACCUCAGGGGUGCCGUGCUUUCCGGCGCGGACCUGUCCGAGGCCAAGCUGGACCGCGCAGUGCUCGAUGACGCUCGCUCGGCGGAGCUGGUCCCGGCCAAAGCGAAGGACAUCGAGCCGAUCGCCACCGGUGGCCUCGUCCUGGGCUUCAACAAACUCGACCUGUGCCCUCUGCUCAACGUUGGCGAGUGUGCGCCCGCCACGUCGAGAACGACCACCACAGUCUGGCGAGUCUGA
Molecule: messenger RNA, 1146 nt
Organism: Acanthamoeba castellanii str. Neff
Lineage: Eukaryota; Discosea; Longamoebia; Acanthamoebidae
Product: K+ channel tetramerization subfamily protein
Exons: 2
Coding region: 1-1146 (381 amino acids)
Biological process (GO): protein homooligomerization
Molecular function (GO): protein binding
Source: RefSeq, a predicted model, not a curated record